Molecule: messenger RNA, 1029 nt
Organism: Brassica rapa (field mustard)
Lineage: Eukaryota; Viridiplantae; Streptophyta; Magnoliopsida; Brassicales; Brassicaceae
Product: putative F-box protein At3g17500
Molecular function (GO): protein binding
Source: RefSeq, a predicted model, not a curated record
AUGACAAGAGAUGCAUUGAGGCUGCUCUACCUUCCAUGGGAUUUAGUAAUUGAGAUACUAUCUAGAGUUCCGACCACAUCUGUGAGACGAUUACGUUUUACUUGCAAGCGAUGGAACGCUUUAUUCAAAGAUCAGGAGUUCAUCAAGAAGCACAUGGAUAAAGCACCAAAGCAGUGUAAGGUUCUCACGUUGAGUGAUUCAAAGGUUUAUUCAAUGAAUGUAAAUCUCAAUGGGAUUCACGACAACGUUGUUGAUCCACAAACGUUGCUGAGCCUAAACGAUUUCCACAAUCCGGAACAAUUCAAGAUAUAUAAAAUAUUUCACUGCAACGGGUUAUUGUUAUGCACUACCACGGACUUAAAACUCGUGGUUUGGAACCCUUUUACUGGCCAAAUCAGGUGGAUCCCAUACAGUGAUCAUUACAAGGAUGAUUCCAAGUUUGUUCUUGGAUACGAAAAUAACAAGUCUUGCCAAACCUAUAAAAUCUUGAGGUACAGUCUUGAAGAUUAUCAAGUUGUUGACCAUGGAGUCUAUGAUUUUGAGUCUCAUUCGUGGAAGCAUCUUAAUGACGUGGUCCCCAAAAACUGCAGCGUAACAUCAAAGGGAGUGUCUUUGAAGGGGAAUAUUUAUUGGAUUGCCCAUAAAAACUAUGAAGAAGAUAUCUUACUUACUUUCGAUUUUUCAACAGAGAAGUUUAGGUGUUUGUCUAUUCCUUUUCCGAGUGUCGAUGAUGAUUGUGUUGCUACAGCUCUCUCAGUUGUUAGAGAAGAACAACUAUCAGUAUUACAUGGCAGUGUUUUCAAUACACGUCCAAAGAUUGAGAUAUGGAUGACGAUACAUGAUAAGAUUGAUCAGACCAAAGUUGUGUCGUGGAGCAAGUUUUUAUCACUGGAACUAGACGAGAAUAAUCCUCAGAUAGAUCUUACAAUUGUCUCAAGUUUCUUUAUGGACGAGGAGAAGAAAGUGGCCGUGUUAUGCGAUCAGGAUUAUAGGAAUAAGAGGAAUACAGACAUGAUAGUGUACGUUUGA